This is a messenger RNA of Helobdella robusta, 4014 nucleotides long. RefSeq lists its product as hypothetical. The record is from RefSeq and is a predicted model, not a curated record. The transcript has 12 exons. Gene Ontology annotation, cellular component: nucleus. The coding region runs from base 1 to 4014 and encodes 1337 amino acids. Gene Ontology annotation, biological process: regulation of transcription by RNA polymerase II; endoplasmic reticulum unfolded protein response. Gene Ontology annotation, molecular function: RNA polymerase II cis-regulatory region sequence-specific DNA binding; DNA-binding transcription factor activity, RNA polymerase II-specific. NCBI's taxonomy places the organism in Eukaryota, Metazoa, Annelida, Clitellata, Rhynchobdellida, Glossiphoniidae.
AUGGAGCUCGGUCUGAGAUUGGAUAUUGACAGCUUCCUCCUAGAUGCAUGUUACCUAGAUGGUAAGUUAUGCAAUGAAGACCAGGUUUUUAAUGGUAUCCCAGAUAAUGUCCUAAACCCAUAUAUAAGUGGCCACAAUGACAUUAACUUGCUACUGGACAGCAAUUGUAAUGACAUCAACAACAACAACAACAACUACUUUGAUGACAACAACAAUCACAUCAACGGUCUUGACCACUCAUUAUUCCUCAACACUACCACCACCAACAACAACAGCAACAACAUUAAUGACAUUAACGGCAAUGACAUCAGCAACUGCAGCAACAAAAACAACGAUGCCUUCUUCAUUGAUGAUUUCGACAACAUUUUCUUCAACAACAACAUAGACCACAACAACAAAAACAACAACAACAAUAAUAAUAUCAUCAAGAGUAUAAUUGCCUCGCUCCAUAAUGACACUGACAUCAACACUGAUCUUGAUAUAGAGGAUGACAUUAACAACAACAACAACAGAAGCAAUGAUGAUAAUGAUGUCGUUUGCUGUAGUGGCGGUGUUGAUAAUGAUGUCGUUGGAUCAAUCGAUGACUGGGGCAUGGAGGAGACAAUGAUGACUAUGGAGAAAAUCUUCAUUCAAAAUAAUGCUGAAUGGCUGACCAUUGGUGACAACAUGAACGACAGCAACAGCACACCUACUGCAUCUCCAACAUCGCAAACGGUAACAUCAACUACACUGCUGCUUUCACCGCAGCAGCAGUUACAACAACAACAACAACUGAUUUCAACAGUGCCAAAUCCAGUAUUGACGACAUCAACAACAACAUCGAAGUUGGCCAGUAUUCACAUUCCACGCAAUCAGCAGCAACAACAACAACAACAGCAUCAACUACAACAACAACAAAAUCAAAAUUUUUUGAAAAAUGGAACGCUCAAAAUACUCCCAAAACAUCAGGCGGAUGUUUCAACUGUUAUUGUCAUACAACCACCAUAUAACAACAUCAUCACAACUAACGCUCUCCAUAACAAUAAUAACAUUAAUAACAAUAACGUUAAUAACGAUAACAUUAAUAACAAUAACAUUAUCAGUAAUAAUGGUAGCAGUAAUAAUAAAUCUAUAACUUUGAAGAGAAAAUCUGAUCCGGCGUCUGCUAAUAAAAUUUUACUGUCUAGGGUCCAGAUACAGCCAAAGAUCGAAAAUAUCAUCAUAAAUAACGAUAAUAAAAGCAGUAAUAAUAGUAAUAAUAUAAUUACAAAUGCUAAUGGUAGUAAUGCUAUUCUUAAUAAUAAUAGUAAUAAUAAAAUCCAUAAUAAUAAUAAAGAUUUAGGUUUUAGGCUGUCGCCAAAAGAAAUCAUUGUCACACUGUCUUCUUCCUCUUCAUCCUCAUCAUCCUCAUCAUCUUCUUCUUUGUCGUCAGCGUCAUCUUCUCCGAAAAUUAGUUACGUCAUUCAAACCAUUCCGCAAUACACUAGCAGUAACGUUGUUGUCAGCAACAACAACAACAACCACAUCAUCAACAACAACAACAGCCAAAACAUUGUUACUAUAAGCUGCAUCAACAACAACAACAUUAUCCACACUGCUCUCAAUAAUAGUACUGCUAAACUGUCAACAUUCAAUAUAGCUUCUAGUAACAGUAGUAACAUUUAUAGUACUGUUGAUGCAUAUAAUAAUAAUAAUACCAAUCAUCAACAUAUUACUAUUCCAUCCAAGCCGCUGGGCCUUAACUUUACCUCACUGUCCAGUGAUAUUGAGUCAAAGGCCGUCAAGAGGCAGCAGAGAAUGAUUAAGAAUAGGGAGUCAGCUUCGCUGUCAAGGAAACGAAAGAAAGAGUAUUUACAAUGUCUCGAGGACCAAUUGAAACAGCUGGAUGAUGAGAAUAAAAGGUUGAGAAUCGAAAAUACAGCGCUCAAGCAAAAGUUAAGCUGUCUUCAGUCUGAGAAUACCAUGCUAAAAAGUGGUGUCACAACAAGCAACAACAACAACAGUAACAAUAGUAAUAACAAUAACAUUAAUAAUAACAGCAAUAAUAACAGCCAUAAUAAUAAUAAUAGUAUUAAAAAGACGCCACUUAAAUCAGGGAUGUUAAUUGCUCUUUGCUUCUUUAUGAUCUUCAAUACUGGAUUUUUAACUGAUUCUUUCAUUGGAACACAACUGAUGACGUCAACAGUUGCCAACAACAACAACAUUUCCGCCAACAACAACAACAACUACCUAUUCCCGUUGUCGUCAUCUUUUUUCAACAUCCUCAAGAAACUCACCACCGACGGACAAAAUUCCGACUCUCAUUGGCUCGGUCGAACUCUGAAAGACCUCGACCAAUCAGCAGCCUCGACCUUUGAAUAUCCCAACCAAUCAGUGCAGGGUAUCCUAGAUGACGUCACUACGGGUUACACCAAUAAGAAACUACGUUUCGUUGGCGGUAGUAACAGAAUGACGAACGAAUUGGGUCGUGAGGAUGAAGAUGGCGACGAUGAAUCUAUGAUAUGUAAGGAUAGAGUUGGGUAUUUCAACGCCACCGAAGCAAUUAGAAUGAUGUAUGAGCUAAAAAUAUGGGCUAAUGGCCAUGAGAAUGAAUUAGUUAAAAGAAGGAUGGUAAAUAACCACGCUCCUAACAACAAUAAUAACAAUCGUAACAACAACCAUGCUAACAUCAACAACCACAAAAACGCUCAUGGUAACAUCAAGGGCAAACUCAUCCACAAUGAUAUUAUAAGGGGUAAUAGAAAUAGUGAUGGCAUUAAAGCUAGCAGAAAUGACAUGAAUGACAAUCGCAUUAACCAUAGCAGUUAUGAUGACAUCAAUAUUGGUAACAAAAAUGGUGAUAGUGGUAACAACAUCAUUGAAGACUCCAUCAACCCCAAUAGAAUCUUCAACAGCAUUGAUGUCAACAGCAUUGAUGUCAACAACAACAACUAUAACAUCAACAAUAGCAUCAACAACAAUGACACCAUCCAUGCGAACAACAACAAGAGCAACGGUUUGUUUGCUAACACCACCACUGAUGUUAACCACAGUAACACUCUAAACAUUGACAGCAGAUUCAUCAAUAGAAAACUUUUUGAAUACAUUAAUAACGGCCGUACAGACGACGACGACGAUGACGUAAUUAACCGCGACAACAGUUCAAUCAGCAGCAACAACAACAACAAUAGCAUCAACAGCAGUAGCAUUAACAAUAGCAACAACAUCAAAGACAUCGUCAGCGACAUCAACAACAAUAGAGUGAAAAACUUAAUGGAGAAGGAGUUGAAUAAGAUCAAUGAAUAUUACUUUGUCAAUAAAACCACCUACAUCAAUCGCAUCAACAGAAGUAAUAACAACAAUAAGAAUAACAACAACGACAUUAAUCAUAUUAAUGACGGCAACAUUAAUGACACGGACAGUAGUCUUAAUGGUAGGUUGACUCCAGAGCAGCUAUUGCAAGAUAUGAUGAAGGUGCCACAAAAUUUGCGACUGCAACAUCAACGAGAACAGUUGAAGCAAAGUUAUCGACAUCAGCAAAAACAACAGCGGCAGCUGCAACAUCAACAACAGCCACAGCAGCCACAGCAGCUGCAGCAAGAAAAAUUGUUGUACAGAAGCAAAAAGCAGCUGCUUCAACAACGACAGAAAUUCCGACAACAACGGCCAAAGCAACGACAACAAAAUAAUUUUGAUGAUAAUUUUAACGUGCCUACUAAAGAGCAAUUAAGAAGAAUUAGAUAUCCAUCCCCAGCCAAUCCUUACGAGGUGCAGUUGUUUAAUUGGGAUUCCCAGAGUAUGUAUGGAGAUUUUCUGGAUUCUAUAAAGAGGAAGAACGAUACAUUCUACAUCGUUUCCUUUCAUAAUCAACCACAACAGGGUCACAAUAUAAAUUAUGAUGUUGGCGAUGUUGGAAGAUACGCUGAUGAUGAGGACCAUGCUGGCGUUGACGACGAUUAUCAUUAUCACGAUGAUGACGGCGUAGAUGAUGAUAUCAAGUUAUUUAAUAUACAUGAUAAUAAUGAUAAUAAUAAUGAUAAUGAUGAUAAUAAUUGA